This is a messenger RNA of Menidia menidia (Atlantic silverside), 1825 nucleotides long. The record is from the annotation of a GenBank genome assembly. NCBI's taxonomy places the organism in Eukaryota, Metazoa, Chordata, Actinopteri, Atheriniformes, Atherinopsidae.
AGAAGUUCUGCAUUCAACUGGCUCUCUUUUUCCUCCCACAAUGUCAAAUUUAGUAUCAACUAAAUAAGGAUUGGUAGAAACAGUGGAAACAAACGAGAAGGUUGAAUAUUAGCUACUUAGAUAAUUGCCCUCAUCUCCCGUAAACUGACUUUGGGAUCCCAGUAAAGAUGGUCACUCUGGACUUUAAGACACUGACAGCGCCGGUGGGCAUUGUACGUCAGCUGGAGGUCAUCUUCACUUGUAUUUCUUUCAGCUUGGUGGCCUCUUUGGGCCACCAAGCUGACUCCUUCUGGACAUGGUGCCUGUUUACCUGGUGCUUUUGUUUUUGCAUCACUUUGCUUAUCCUCAUCAUGGAAUUCACUAGCCUCAGCACAAAGCUGCCCAUCUCCUGGGGUGAUUUCACCAGUGCUUUUGCUAUGUUGGCAACCCUGAUGGUGUUUGCAGCAUCCACCUUAUACUCCAUCUUCCCCACUUGUUCAACCUGUGGCAGGAAGAUUGGGGCCUCCGUUACCUCCUAUCUGACAUUUGUCCUGUACGCUGUAGAAGUUGGUAUGACUCGGGCCAAAGCUGGAGAGAUCAGUGGAUUUCUUUCCACUGUUCCAGGCCUUCUCAAGGUUCUGGAGGCAUUUGUGGCCUGUAUUAUCUUCAUCUGCUUGGGCUACAAUGACUACUCCAGAUUUCCAGGUCUGCAGUGGUGUGUUGCGGUCUACUCCAUUUGCUUCAUUUUUGCCCUCCUUGUCAUCAUUUUAACCAUCUGCCGCUUGCUCUCUGUCUUCCCGGCUCCUUUUGAUAAAGUCCUGAUAGUCUGCAAUGUGCUGGCUGUGCUGAUGUACAUCACAACAGUCGUCAUUUGGCCAUUGUACAGCUUUCAGAACUCAUCCAAACCAAGCUGCCCCUCCGUCUUCUGUCCAUGGAAUAUUUUAGUAGUUAUCUCAUUCAUGGCAUGUGUUAACCUUGUUGCCUACAUUGUGGAUACAUUUUAUUCUUUCAGGCUGGUUUUCUUCACCCACGAAACAUAAGAAUGCUUUGUUGUUUGUCCUUCAUUCUGAUUUUUGACCACACCACCUGCAAUUUGAACUUAAUAUGUGAGAAGUGAUGCUGUUGUGCAUUCUUGUGUCGAAACGGGUACAAAACUGAAUACUCUUUAGAGGUAAUUUACAAACCUACCAGAUUAAUUAAAUUUGAUUUAAUGUGACCAAGGCUUAAACACAUUUCACCUCCUAUAUUGUCAAGUCACAGCUUUUAAAUGAGUUUAAAAUGCUUAUACUUGUGUAAAUAUCAGUGCUGAAAUACAAAGAGAGGAGGGCGUAAUAACAAUUUUAUUUUUAAUCACGUGUGAUUUGUGAUGUUCUACAUUGUAUAUCCAGUUUUUUUCAAGAAAUGUUUUCCGCACCAUUUAUGUGUAUAAGCUGCUUCUUUUCUUCAAAUACAAUCACAGAUACAAUUAUACUCAUAGUAUUGUAUGAUUUCCAAUAGAAAAUAUUGCAUUAGUUGUUGUUAAGGAAUUGUUUGACAUUCAAAAUCUUACAAAAAAAUUACUUUUCCUUGGUGUCGUGUUUGGCAUCUUUAAACAAUAAACACACACAAUAUGUGAUGAUGCAGAAAGAGAGGAAAUUGUGUCAAAUUUGGCUAAGUGUAUCAUUAUAAGUUUUAUGUCUUCGUCUAAAGUGCUACUAAUAAGCAACAUAAAAACACAGACAUCACAGUUGAUGUUCAUGCAUAAAUGUUGUCAUAAAUACUUAAAUUUUUGUUUAAUUCGAUUACGUUGAAGAUGUGAAAAGUAAUCCUGAUUCAUGACAGAAAAUGUAUUAAGAUUAAAGAUUCA